Molecule: messenger RNA, 1802 nt
Organism: Anopheles stephensi (Asian malaria mosquito)
Lineage: Eukaryota; Metazoa; Arthropoda; Insecta; Diptera; Culicidae
Gene: Hibch
Product: 3-hydroxyisobutyryl-CoA hydrolase, mitochondrial
Exons: 2
Coding region: 465-1625 (386 amino acids)
Biological process (GO): L-valine catabolic process
Cellular component (GO): mitochondrion
Molecular function (GO): 3-hydroxyisobutyryl-CoA hydrolase activity
Source: RefSeq, a predicted model, not a curated record
GGAAGGAAUGAGGUGGCGGUAAGGUAACUGGGUGCCAUAUUGGGUUGGCAAACAACUGCUCUUCCCAAGAAACGGUUCAGAGGACUCCUGGUGCGACUGGUGACCUAAAACUUCCCUUUGCCCUGAGCGAUCGGUGGUUGUAGUGAUUGCACCCACCCUGUGCUUGCAUCUCCCCUUCGCUGCCGUCAACUCCCUUCCCUCCCUCCUACUUUCCAUUACCCUACCUUCGCCAAAGUGACGUUUACUUAUCAACCACCGACGACGCAGGCAAUAAACAUCGGUCGAAAACACACGCGACGUCACGCCGCUUAGCUGCUGGGGUGAAGAAAUUAAAUCAAGUAGGCCCUGCCCGCUUAGCUACAGGCGCACCACCAGUUGCAUAAUCGCGGAAACCAUCGACAGCUGUGAACCGGACCGGUACAAUCUUCUUCCUCUCUCUCUCUGUUGGCAAGCAAACGAAUACGAUGCUGCGUACAAUUGCGGUACGCGCUGCCGGUCUGACCCGAUCGGCGCACCUGGUUCCAAGCGUUUGCCGUGCGAUGUCUACCGAUAGCAGCAGCAGCAGUUUGGUGCUGACGGACGAGGUUGGCAGCAAGGGCGUGAUAACGCUAAACCGUCCGAAAGCCCUGAACGCCAUCAAUCUGGAGAUGGUCCAGCUCAUCUACGGUGCCAUGAAACGGUGGGAAAAUACCAAGAGUCUCGUCAUCGUGAAAUCGGUCGGCGAGAAAGCUUUUUGUGCCGGUGGCGAUGUACGUGCCAUCACGGAAACGAGCAACGUGGAGCUGGCUCGGAAGUUUUUCAGCACCGAGUACGGCUUGAAUGCACUGAUCGGAUCGUACCGGCCGACGUACAUUGCGUUCAUCGAUGGCAUUACGAUGGGCGGUGGGGUGGGGCUGUCCGUGCACGGCAAGUAUCGUAUCGCAACCGAGCGUACCAUGUUUGCGAUGCCCGAAACAGCGAUCGGACUGUUCCCGGACGUUGGUGGUGGUUAUUUCUUGCCACGGCUGGAAGGACGGUUGGGGCUGUACCUGGGCCUGACCGGGUACCGCCUGAAGGGACGUGACGUACACAAGGCCGGUGUGGCAACGCACUACGUGGAAAGCAAAAAUUUGCCAGCCCUGGAACAGCAGCUGCUGGCCACAACGAGCGCUACCGAGGUGGAAAGUGUGCUGGACCGGUUCUCGGAAAGCAAGGACGCGGGCGUUGAAUUUGUGCUGGCCAAACAUCUACGCCAGAUCGACGAAUGUUUCGGUGCACCGACGGUUGAGGGUAUUUUCAAGAGGCUGGAAACGGAUGGAAGCGAAUGGGCUCAAAGUACGCUCAGCACGCUGCACAAGAUGUCCCCGACGUCGAUGGUCGUGACGCAGAAGCAGCUCGAGCUGGGCGCCAAAAUGGACCUGAAGACGUGCCUGAAGAUGGAGUACCGGUUGGCGGUGCAUCAUGCGAUUGAUAGCGAUUUUAAGGAGGGCGUUCGUGCGAUGUUGGUUGACCGUGACCAGAAGCCACGCUGGAAGCCGGCCACACUGGCCGAGGUUGAUCCGGUGCGGAUCGAAAAGUACUUUGGCCCGUUGCCGGAUGGUAGCGAGCUGCAGUUUGAAGAUGAUGGACCGAAAGCUUCUUUGUAGAGAGAGAGAGUGAGAGAGAGUGGGCAGGAUACAGGGCGCCGGAACUCGUAAAAAGUGCAUUUACUAGCAAGUAAGACGAAAGCGAACAGCAAAGCUGUGUCUCUUUUAAACCUAUUUCCACGCGAAACCCGAAAGACAAGUGAAUAAAGGAGGAAAUCCCGGAUUUUCUAAACAAUA